AUGAAGAGGCUUCUUCAAGGCCAGGUAGAUGAGAAUCCAAACCAUGCUCAUCACUGCCAGCUCUCCCCGGUGGAGAUCGAAACGGACAUGUUUGUUUGUGGAAUAAAGAGGAGUUCUGCAAGCACUGAAUUUUCCACUGCUGGAGGGGACUUUCAUCAGGAUGGAGGACAUGAUUCCAAGGGAGUAAGCGAAGUGUGUGUUGGUGAGGUGGAACUGAACUGGGAUGGCUAUGUAAAAAUACCAUGCUCAGUUCAACAGAACAAGAAGGACUUGCAGGGAAGUUCUUCUGAUGCUACGACACAGGCCUCUUCUGAAAGAAAGGGCAGAGUGUCUGAGGGGCAGGACCUUUCUUCCUUGAACAUUACCAUGAGCUGGAGGGAGGUAGCUGAAAGGCAAGGGUGCUUUCCCCAGGAAAAGUCCACUGCGUACAAGAGUCGUCGACGGCAGUCAAGAGAUCGCUCAGCUGAUGUGGUUGAUUACAUUGUUAAAGAGCUCCAGGGAAUAAGUCGCAUCCAGACAGAGAUUGCAGAGCUCCGGCAGCACCUCACCUUGAUAAAAGGCUCUGUGGAUGAAGUCUCCAGCUGCGUGGAUACGGUCUUGAGUGAGAUAGAAGGCCUGCAAGGUGGUUCCACUGGCAAAACCCAGGGUACGCAUGCUCGAGAGUCAAGUAGGGAAGUACACAAGGAAGAACCAGUAUUAUAUUUUUAUGGCAUCCCAGAAAAAGAUGGUGAAAACACAGUAGAGCUUAUCUGCAGCUUCUUGUCUGAAUAUCACUGUUUCAAUGGUAUCCAGUGCAGUAAGUAUAUAAAAGAUGCUUAUAGAUCAGAUACUGGUACAGGCAAGCCAUUAACGCCAAGACCAGCAGUCGUGAAACUUGUCAACUGUGAACAGAGAGACUUUAUUUUACAGAAAUCUAUUGUUCUGCAAAGCUCAGGGGUCCGAAUUGCUACCAGUGAAGAGCAAAAGCAGCAGAAUGGCCAGAGGGGCCGCAAAACAGAUUCAGUCUCUUUGCAGUCUGGCUUCAAGAAAAAUCAUCGCAACUCAGUGAAUCCUGAUGCAGCUCAGAGAACUGAUGUAGUUGGGAACCUUCAAAGGGACUCAUGCCAGAUUAAGUAUAAAAGCACGAGUAGGAAAACACAGUGCAUAGGGGAGAGACUUGAUUCCGUGCAGAAGUCAACCUUGACUAAGAAAAGCAACUUGAUAAGUGAAACUGGGAAGGAAGCACAAACAAUAAGCUGCAGUGAGCAGCCUUCAGAUGACAGUGACAUUGACCAGGCCCUUCAAGAAUCUCUACAAAGUCCACAGGUGAACAAUUUGGCCAAAUUGGGUGAUGGAAAUUACUGCUGCUCAUCUGACUCUUUGGGCCAUGCAAGCCAGAUGUGUGCUUCAAGCAAUGGUAGUGAGCACAGGCUUGACACUGAAAGUGUCCCUCGGAAUUCUUCCCUUGUAGGUAAAGAUGAGGGGAUAACUGCAGAAGAAAUCGAAAUAGACUCUGGUACCCCAUGCAAAUUUACCAGUGUGGAGAAAGUUGAUAUUCAAAGAGAAGAUGUUUCUAGUGGGGUGACAACCAUAAGCUGUGAUCAUACAACAGAUGAAAUGGCUGAUAGUAGUGACAGCUUGAAAGAUAUGAUGCAAAUGGACCUGAAUGAUCAAGAUCCAACUGAUCAGGUCUUUAGGGAUGUCCUGGAAAAUUCUCAGUAUUUCCUUGACCACUCUCGGGAUAACAUUGAUCUUGUAGACAUGAAGUUUUACACUAAUAAGCUUGGGAAAGCAAUUAAUCACUUCAGGUCUGCUCUGCAGGUGGUGUUUCACAAACUGGAGACAAGUGAUUCUGAAAUCCUUUUAGAAAAUGAUAGUGGAUUACAGAUGGAUGAUGACAAUACGCUUAUGCUGACCAGUUCAGGUAUGUGUGGCAGCUCUGACAACUUUGCAGAAACCCCUCCUAGUCAGUCCUCUGAGAGCCAGGCAAACACAGCUGUCACCAGCGAAGCAUCUGCUGAGAUGCACUUUGUUCCUUCCAGUCUUUCCUCUGUUCCACAUGAGCCUCCUGUUUCCAGUUUGAUGCCAUCGUCCGACUGUGAAAUCCCCACUGGGCAGCACUCGCCUCCCGAGGAGCUUGGAGGAGACAUGAACUCUUUACCUGACCCCGCAAAGGAGUGCAGACCCAUGAGCCUUGACAAGGUGUGCGCAGAGACCAUCUACCUGAACAAAUGCAUCAACAAUUUCAAAAAUGUGCUGAGGGAAAAGAGACAAAUGCGUAGGAGACUCUUAAAAGAAUUAGCUCAGGAAGGAAACUGGAUUUCUGCUGAGGAGACAAAUUCAGAAGGAGGUAGAGGAGAGCUCCAGGGUCAAGAUGAGGCUGAUCCAUCAAAACCACCCUGGCUCAAAGGGCCUGCAGGUGGUCUCUAUGGCAUUGAUAGCAUGCCCGAUUUACGCAAAAAAAAGCCAAUUCCACUUGUCAGUGAUCUGGCCAUGUCACUGGUUCAGUCCCGGAAAGCCGGAAUUACCUCAGCAAUGGCCACUAGAACAUCUCUCAAAGAUGAAGAGCUGAAAUCUCAUGUCUACAAGAAGACCUUGCAAGCCUUAAUUUACCCCAUCUCUUGUACAACCCCACACAACUUUGAAGUGUGGACAGCCACAACUCCCACUUACUGCUACGAAUGCGAGGGGCUGCUGUGGGGUAUCGCACGACAGGGAAUGCGCUGCGGUGAAUGUGGAGUCAAGUGCCAUGAGAAGUGCCAAGACUUGCUCAAUGCUGACUGCCUGCAGA
This is a messenger RNA of Phaethon lepturus (White-tailed tropicbird), 2770 nucleotides long. RefSeq names its product protein unc-13 homolog C-like. Gene Ontology annotation, cellular component: presynaptic active zone cytoplasmic component; neuromuscular junction; plasma membrane. The annotation marks the transcript as partial. The record is from RefSeq and is a predicted model, not a curated record. Gene Ontology annotation, biological process: synaptic vesicle priming; synaptic transmission, glutamatergic; dense core granule priming. Lineage: Eukaryota; Metazoa; Chordata; Aves; Phaethontiformes; Phaethontidae. Gene Ontology annotation, molecular function: calmodulin binding; diacylglycerol binding; syntaxin-1 binding. The transcript has 7 exons.